Molecule: messenger RNA, 1029 nt
Organism: Sporisorium graminicola
Lineage: Eukaryota; Fungi; Basidiomycota; Ustilaginomycetes; Ustilaginales; Ustilaginaceae
Exons: 3
Coding region: 1-1029 (342 amino acids)
Source: RefSeq, a predicted model, not a curated record
AUGGAGUCACUGGUCAAAGCAGCGGUGAUCGUCCUGAACGAUGCGCAGGGGUCAUCCAACCGAGAAACGGAUCAGCAAGAUGACCUCGAGCGAGACGUGUCGCUGUUCCUGCGUUCCAUGCGGCACUUUCGAGAUCAACCUCUGCCUUUUCCCACCGCAACGUACCGCGACUUUUUCGUCCUCGUGGCGCAAUGGAGGCAUGAGGAGCUGGCGAUCGAUGCUCGCUACACCAUCGACAGCACGCGCAGUUGGAUCGAGCUCUCUUCCGCUUCAGAACGUCGCGCGCUCGAUCAAGACCUCGGCGUUCACUCUGGUGCCUGGGACGGACCCUACGAGCUGACGAGCAGAUUGCUGACUAUGUUGAUGGUGCUUCACACCGAUGGCGAAACUUGCGUCAAGGAGGUUGACAACGUCGCACAUCUCCUCUUUGACAGUCUCAAACGUGCGGCCGAGAGUGCCGGAGCUGGCUCGACACAGCUACUUGACAUACUUUUCUUGUUGGGCAUCCUCCUCGACGCCUUCGCAGAGCUUACGAAAGCCGGGAAUGAGGACCAGACGGACCUGAUCCGAAGCAUAGCAUCACUGCUCGUCAUUACCGUCUGGCGCGACCAUGAACGGGCCAAGAUCGCCGUCGGAUUUCUCAACCGAAUCGUCGCACGAGAUGCAUCGUUUAAGGGAAAGCUCGCUGCCAACACCGCUUCCGCUAUCGUGUCCUUGCUGUCGCUGGAGGCAGACUGUCCCUAUGCCGGUGUCGAUGUCAAGAAUGCUGGUCCGCUCAUGUUCGUCGCAGCCAUCUUUCGGAACUGCCUCGGCGUGAUGCUCGAAUCCGCCUACGCGGAUGCGAUCGAAUGCAUUGCAAGUGCCUUGUUCGAGCCGCUUUCGCAUCUUUUGCGCCGGUUGAUCGAGCGCACUCGUGAGGCUCCCGCUGACGAGCACACUACAGAGCUCGAGAUGGUUGCAACGACGCUCUACGACACUUGUGACAAAGCGCUGCGUGGGCAGCCUCCUGAGGUUGAGCGCGGUGCUUGA